Molecule: messenger RNA, 1488 nt
Organism: Aphis gossypii (cotton aphid)
Lineage: Eukaryota; Metazoa; Arthropoda; Insecta; Hemiptera; Aphididae
Exons: 6
Coding region: 275-1264 (329 amino acids)
Source: RefSeq, a predicted model, not a curated record
UAUUACCAUCAGUUAAUCUUACUAGCACCGCGAGAAUAUCUAUUUAAUACCACAAAACUUCGGCGCACGGCUAAUAUAUUUCGAUGCUCGUUGUCCUCAGAUAUAUACGAAUCGUCCAUACAAAUCGUGUAUACUCUCCAACUGGCUCGACUCAAGCUCUAACUGCUUUGGCAUAACAUAAUCGUACCGGCUAUAACAAAUACUAUUUUAUACAUUUAUAUAAUUUAUUUAAUCGAUUUUAUAAGUAGAAAAACAGCAACAAUAAUUUAACAAUAUGUCCGUCAAUACAAAAAUGAGCGACGGCGACUUGCAUUUAGAUUCAUUGGAUUCCGAUUUGAUGUGUCUGGAUCGUGUCAAAACCGAAAUACCCGUAAUCGGCUUGGGUUGCGAAUAUUUCACGAGGCUUAUUGCUAGUCUCAAGGAGUCCUCCGCUGUCGUCGAGUGGAGCCUGAACAAAGCCACCACUGGCGUGGAUAACGUUGUCAAAUUUCCGUACGUCAAAGACCAGUUGUUAGCUAUCGACCGGUUGCUGUGCUCGUCGUUGGACUUAACCGAAUUAUCAUUGCCCGUGUUAACUAAAACACCACAAGAAAUGUACGAUGGAAGUAUAGAAUACGUGAUUGGAAUAGUAACACCAAUUACCAAUUGGGUUGACUUGGAGUUUCUGCCUUCAGCGGAGUAUUAUAUCAAUCAAUAUUUGCCGGAAUUGGACUCUGAUCAAAAAAUAAAAUUCAUGAAUAGUGAAAAGGGUCCAAGAGCAUGUCAAUUAUCCGUGAAGCUUGCUCGUCGCAUCAAACAACAUGCUUACGCCGAACCAAAAUAUUUUGUGAACUUGAUGUAUAGUUUAUAUGAAGAAUCAAUUUUGCUGACACAAAUAUUUGUUUUUGAACCAAAGUUGUUGCCAAAGACGUUUUGUCAGAUCUGGAAGAAACUCGGCGAUGGCGUAACGCCGGUUGAGGUAGCUAAUAGCUUAUUGUUAGUGGAAAUGGGCUGUUUGCGACUCCGAGAAGGUGCAUCUUUACUUAUCAAGAUGAUAGAAAUUACUGAACAAAUGGCCAAAUAUUACAUUGAAAUGUUUUUACGAUAUGUGUAUGAACAAAAAAAUCAUGUUGUCUACAACCUAUCGAGAGUAGUACAACAUCAGAUGAAAAAACAGGAAAAAAAUCAGGAAACCAUGUCUCAGCAUGAAAACGUGGAAACUAAAACAAUAAAUGAGAAUACCAACGGUGAUGAACAUUCAACCCCGCAAAAUUUAAUAGACUAGGAUAGUAGAAGCUUAUUAGUUUAACUGUAUAUACACCAGUUAUUUUUAUUUCGGUUUUAAUAUUAAUUAUUAUUAUAGUUAGAAUCUAUUUUAUAUUUUACAAAUUUUCUUUUAAGUUUUGUUCCUACUAUUAAUAUUAUUGAAUUUUAAAUUUUUAAAAAAAUGAAAUAAUGUAGCAAUUAUUAUAUAGACUUAGGUUUUUUUUUGAUCUUUACUUAACAUGG